AACUCAACCAAGCCUCUUGUCCUUAAAGCCUUCACGCUCCCCUUCUCUCUACAGUCUCUGGAAACCUAGAUAGAGAGAGAAAGCACCAUGGCCAGGCUCCUGUAUUUCUCUCUCCUCCUCAUCCUCAUGCUCUCUCUCCUGUUUUCUGGCAGCGCCAUGGCCGGAAUCCCGAUUUCCGACCACUUUCUCGACUGGGUUCCGGCUAAACAGUCGUGCGAGGGAUCUAUAGGAGAAUGCCUCUCUGGUGAAGAAUUCGCCAUGGAUUCAGAGAUCAACAGAAGGAUCCUUGCGACGGACCAGUAUAUAAGCUACAACGCCUUGAAGAAAAACAUUGUUCCUUGUUCUAAAAAGGGCCAGUCCUAUUACAAUUGCAGAGCUGGAGGUCAAGCUAACCCUUACAGUAGGGGAUGCAGCGCCAUUACCAGAUGUGCUCGUGAUACGUCUUGAAAUCUGAGUACUUUCUCUCUCUUGAUCGAUUUCUUGCUCUCUCUCAGUUUUCUGUCUUUCUCUUUCUAGAUUUGGGGGUUUCUGCGCUGGACCUUUCGUUUGGAUCAAACUUUGAAGUAAGUGUUUGUUUUUUUAUUGCUGGAGGGUGGUUAUAUCCAAUCUCUUGUGUAAACAUUCAUUGUUUCACAUAUAAUUUUAUUUUUCAUUGCCAUUACGCAUGUCUUGAAAAUAA
Messenger RNA from Amborella trichopoda, 679 nucleotides. Its product is annotated as protein RALF-like 33. NCBI's taxonomy places the organism in Eukaryota, Viridiplantae, Streptophyta, Magnoliopsida, Amborellales, Amborellaceae. Gene Ontology annotation, biological process: calcium-mediated signaling. Gene Ontology annotation, cellular component: plasmodesma. The record is from RefSeq and is a predicted model, not a curated record.